AUGCCGCACCAUAUCCCUGCCUGGGAGCCUAGGGUAGAUGUUUUUCGCUUCAAGGUGCCAGAUUGGAAUUCAUCGGUCGUCUGCAAACGAUCAGUUAUCUCCGAUUUAGCUCGAUUAAUUGGAGUCGUAACCGUUUCCGCCAAAAUAUUUGUUCAAUCUCUCUGGAAGAAGAAGGUGUCUUGGGACGAACCGCUGCAAGACGACCUUCAAGAGCAAUGGGUGGAGUUUCGAAUAAGCCUCUCUAGACUUGAAUUUCUGGAAAUUCCGAGAUGGAUCGCAUUCCGGACAAAUUGUCUUUCGGUGGAGCUUCACGGUUUUUGCGAUGCUUCGACGAAGGCCUACGGAGCGUGCAUAUAUGUUCGGUGUACGCAUUCGGAUGCGACAAUCACCACUAAUCUGCUGGUAGCAAAGUCACGAGUGUCCCCGCUAGCAGAGCUGGGAAAGAAAAGGAAGCAGCUCACAAUUCCUCGGCUAGAGUUGUCCUCCGAUGUGCUAUUAGCUCAUCUCUACGAGAAAACAGUUGCAAGCAUUCCGGUUUCCGCCCAGUCAUAUUUCCACACCGACUCCAUGAUUGUGCGUUACUGGAUCUUAUCAAAUCCGUCGCGGUACCAAAUGUUCGUGGCGAACAGGAUCUCGGAAGUGCAACACCUGACGAAAAAUGGUACGUGGAGACACGUAGCAGGAACGGAAAAUCCAGCGGAUGCACUUUCGCGCGGCAUUACACCAGGAGAUCUACAAAAUAAUUCGCUGUGGUGGGAAGGGCCACCCUGGCUGAAACAAGAAAAGGAAUACUGGCCAGAAACCCAAGAAAUCGUAUUGGAAGAACUGGAUCGAUCGCACCUCGAGGAAAGUUCUGCUGUAGUAUCCGUAGCUACAAUCUCACCACCAAGUGACAUCUUCAGUCUACGUUCCACGUUGCACCGACUGGAAAAACUUGUUGCCCUACUGCUGCGUUUUAAAUACAACACUCUCCAUGCACGCGGGUCAAUCUCCAAAAGGCUCGGUGCGGUGACACUUUCGGAGCGGAAGAACGCGCUACUGAAACUAGUGAAAUUGUCACAGCAUGAAUGUUUCUCCCAAGAAAUCGUCGACCUUAAAGGAAAGGGCGAAGUUCGCCCAACGUCUCGAAUCAGGACAUUACACCCACGCUUGAUUGAAGGCGUACUCCGAGUCGGCGGCCGGCUGGAGAAUGCCCCAAUCUCCAUAAAUCGGAAGCAUCCCAUACUGUUGGACAAAAAUCAUCCUCUGACAUUCAUGAUCAUGCGUCGUUUCCACUUUGAACAUCUUCACGCUGGACCUCAACUGUUGGUAGCCAGUGUACGCGAACCAUAUUGGCCACUCAGCGCUCGAAGUCUUCCUCGUACGAUUGUGCACAGAUGCCUCACCUGUAUCCGUAAUAAGCCAGUCGUGCAGGAUCAAUUGAUGGUCGAUCUCCCAGUGGAACGAGUCACUCCAGCUCCACUAUUUCUCCGGAAGGCGAACUACAGUGAAGCAUUACGCUGCAGUUUUGUAUGCCUGGUCACCAAAGCGGUUAAUAUUGAGAUGUUUGCAGAUUUAAAUACUUCAGGAUUCCUGGCCGCUCUGAAGAGGUUCGUGGUCAAGAGGGAAAAACCGGUCCUCAUAACGUGCGACAACGGGUCCAACUUUGAUAGAGCAAGGCGGCAGCUAGACGAAUUAGCUGCACUUUUCAAGGAUCAGCAGUCCCAGUGUUCAAUCGCAGCUGGCGCUGCGGACAUAGGGAUUAAAUUUAAAUUCAUUCCAGCCAAAUCCCCAAACUUCGGCGGUUUGUGGGAGGCGGCAGUCAAGUCAAUGAAGCAACAUUUGAAGAAGACGAUUGGCCUGAGGACGGUUACUCCCGAUGAGCUCAACACGGUCUUGACACAAAUCGAAGCGUGUCUGAACUCCAGGCCGCUCACGCAAAUCAGUAACGAUCCUAGCGACUUGAGCGUACUGACACCCGGCCAUUUUCUUGUGCAGCGACCGCUGACUGCGGUGGCAGGGCCGUGGCUGAAGGAUAUUCCAGAGGGUCGACUCUCCAGGUGGCAGCAGGCGGAAAACUUUGUCCAGCGAGUGUGGUCCAGAUGGUCCACGCAAUACUUGUCCGACCUGCAUAACAGGACCAAGUGGUCCCGGCAGAAGAAUAAUUUAUUUGUUGGCACUAUGGUGCUGAUCAAGGAGGACAACCUCCCUCCUCUUAAAUGGCUUCUAGGCAGAGUGAUUCAGGUUCAUCCCGGAGCCGAUGGAAAUAUCAGGGUCGUCACCGUGCGGACCAAGGAUGGGAACAUCGUUCGUGCUAUCUCAAAGAUAUGCAUCUUACCCAUUUCCGACAACGACCAACCACCAGCGACUGGGGAGAACUAG
Molecule: messenger RNA, 2361 nt
Organism: Armigeres subalbatus
Lineage: Eukaryota; Metazoa; Arthropoda; Insecta; Diptera; Culicidae
Exons: 2
Coding region: 1-2361 (786 amino acids)
Biological process (GO): DNA integration
Molecular function (GO): nucleic acid binding
Source: RefSeq, a predicted model, not a curated record